Messenger RNA from Spinacia oleracea (spinach), 1970 nucleotides. RefSeq lists its product as uncharacterized. The coding region runs from base 450 to 1370 and encodes 306 amino acids. NCBI's taxonomy places the organism in Eukaryota, Viridiplantae, Streptophyta, Magnoliopsida, Caryophyllales, Amaranthaceae. The transcript is spliced from 9 exons. The record is from RefSeq and is a predicted model, not a curated record.
UGGUGUAUUCCAAGAUCUGCAACAACACACACACAACAACAAAACCAGGAAAUUAUAAUUUUCUCACACACCAACGCAUACAUUCACUCUCUCUUCAUCUUUCUCUCUCCUCCCCCCACCCACCUUUUCCCUUCCUUCUUCGCCUCCCCAUUGGCGGAUACCUUCUUUCUCCCAUCUGUCUUUUUUCUACUCAUUUCUCUUAAAAGUGAGUGAGAGAAAAUAGCUUUAAAGUAGCGUUUCUGCUGCUUGGUUUUUGUUUUUGUGGGUAUUCUUGCAUUUUUCUGGGAAGAUAUACGAAACCCCAAAUUAGGGCUCCUCCUAUUUUACCCCCUUUCGAUGUUUCUUGCAUUUCUAGAGGUGUAGCCUUCACGCAAUGUGACAUUUGAUAGUACAAUUCAUCUGUGGUCGGAUUUCUUGUGAAUUUUGAGAGUGAAGUGAAUCCAAUUGAGAUGGCAGCAGAGUCUAAUACAAGCUUUCAUCAAGAAGAUACACUGGGUGCUGGUUUGCAUCGGCAUGCUAUAUCGUUUCAGUCAGGGGCUGUAAAUAGCACGUCAGAGAUGAUCCCCAUUGGAAACUAUUAUGGGAUGAAUGGUAAUAGUGGAAAUCUUAUGUUUUGUGACAAUUCUAGCAUCAUUAGUACCAGCAGUCCCACCACAACUACUGUUGGCAGUUCAUCCGGUACUCUUCUUUUGGAUUCCGUGCCUGGGUUAAAGCACGAUGCUGGUCUAGCUGUUGAGUGGACUGAGGAAGAACAAUACAAAUUGGAAGAAAGCCUUGUCAAGUAUAAGGAUGAGCCUAGUAUCUUGAAGUACAUCAAGAUUGCUGCUCUUUUGCGAGACAAAACUGUACGUGAUGUUGCGCUCAGAUGUCGGUGGAUGGCGAGAAAGCGGAGAAAACAAGAGGAAUCACACUUGGGAAGGAAAGGGAAUUACAGAAAGGACAAAUACGUGGAAUCAUCUGCAAAGACUAACUUGGCGUCGGCUUCAGUAUCUAACGUGAACAUGACUCCAUAUUCUCCUCAGCCGAACCAGAUGGAUCAGAAUCAGCGUGUAAAAUGCCAAGUUUUGACCGGCAAAGCUAAGCAUCUAUUGGAGCAGAAUAUUCAAGCCUUAAAUCAGAUUAACAGUAACAUGUCAUUGCUGAAGUUGCAGGAUAACAUUGAUCUCUUUUGUCGUACAAGAGACAACAUUAAUAAUGUCAAUGCCAUCCUGAAUGACAUGAGACAGCUUUCUGGAAAACUUGGCCAAAUGCAAGAGCUUCCAAUAUCUAUUGAUCAGAAUCUUGCUAAUAGUAUCUUGCCACGUACAACUUCGGUAGCUUCUCAUGCCUUGACUGAUUCUCAUUUCGACAAUGAUAUUUGGCGUGCAUAAUGGAUUGCAGCCCAAGCUGGAGUCACGAUGUUGAUAGAGGAGAUUCGGAGGAGUGUCUCAACUGCAAGUUCAGAAUGUUAUGCUGUAAAUUUAGUUAGGACAUCUUUUAUGUUGUGUACGAUUCAGUUGCAUAUAUUGGGUCUGUGUGUAGAAGAACACAAUUUUGGAACCUGCCAUUUAACAUCAAGAGAAAAUGGAGUUUGGGCAACGCAUCGCAUAAAUAGAAGAAGAGAAUGUGCAUCUGACCAUCUAUUCUGUCUCUUGAUUUGGAGCUAAACUGUGUAUAGUGUAAUGUCAUUGAAAAGUAUCAAGUAAAAAAAAAAACAAUAUUCUAGGGUUUCCAAUUACAAUUAUAACCCUGUGUUUACCCCAAUAGGCCAGUGUGAUGCUAGUUGCUAGGUCUCAAAGAAGGAUGAAUCUGUAGCUUUUGCCCUCAGCAGUUCCAUUUUUAUUUUAGUUUAUUGUGUAUUAUGGUGGAUUAGUAGGAGAACUAAUUGCUUGCUGGCCAAAAACAAGGCAUUGUUGUACUGUUGUAGAAGCUGUACUGAUCUUUUUUUUUUGCUACAUUGUAAUCUAAUUUUCCCACUGAAUUGGCUGAAA